Messenger RNA from Fusarium sp. VM40, 879 nucleotides. The record is from the annotation of a GenBank genome assembly. Lineage: Eukaryota; Fungi; Ascomycota; Sordariomycetes; Hypocreales; Nectriaceae.
AUGCCGUUCUCAAAUCCCACGACAUGGACCUUCGACAUAGAUCGGGUCAUCAACCCGUAUGUUCCGUCACCGCCAUGGCAACACAUUCCGUACCCCGUCGCCUACAUCUUCGGCUAUCGACGCGACAAGCCUCGUAGCCUCGGCACUGUUGUCCCUGUGUUUUGGGCAUUUGUCGGUAUCUUCAUCUCUCUGUCGGUGAUUGAGCUGGCGUCGGAGCGUAUUCCUUCUUUUGUUGAGAGGAGUGCUCCCGUGAUUGUUGCAUCGUUUGGUGCUGGUGCUGUUCUUGAGUUCUACGCCAUCGAAUCUCCCCUUGCACAACCUCGAAACUUCUUCGGUGGCCAACUCAUCGCUGCGGUUAUUGGCGUCAGCAUCGCCAAGCUCUUUCUCCUCAGCAGCAGCUUCUCCUCCAUCCAAUGGCUCGGCGGCGCCAUCUCCUGCGCGACUGUGACAUCCAUCAUGGCAUUCACAAAAACGAUUCAUCCUCCCGCUGGAGCAACCGGCCUUCUCGCUGUCGUCGACAACCGUAUUGUCGAUCUUGGCUGGUUCUUCAUCCCCGUUGUGCUGUUCAACUGCACCGUCAUGUUUGGCGUUGCUAUUCUCGUUAACAACGUGCAGCGCGCGUUUCCUGUGUAUUGGUGGACACCGGAGGAUCUGAAGAAGGCGAGGACCGAGGGGCAGAGGGAGAAGCCUGCGGAUGUGGAGAGUAAGGGUGAGCAGGCUGAUGAGAGGACUGAUGAUGGGAGUGACACGGAGAGACAUGAGAGGCAUGAUGGGAGUGAGAUCAUCAUGAAGCCUGGAGGUGGAUUGGUGCUACCGAAUAAUUUGUUUCUUAUGCAGGAGGAGAUACAGUUGUUGGAGGAGAUUGCCAAUCGUUUGUAA